Messenger RNA from Cryptomeria japonica (Japanese cedar), 4153 nucleotides. RefSeq lists its product as uncharacterized. Lineage: Eukaryota; Viridiplantae; Streptophyta; Pinopsida; Cupressales; Cupressaceae. Gene Ontology annotation, cellular component: cytoplasm; nucleus. The record is from RefSeq and is a predicted model, not a curated record. Gene Ontology annotation, molecular function: protein binding; nuclear import signal receptor activity. The transcript is spliced from 21 exons. The coding region runs from base 535 to 3861 and encodes 1108 amino acids. Gene Ontology annotation, biological process: protein import into nucleus.
UUAAAUUUGAAGCAUUUGAAUUUGACGACAGGUUUUCUCCCCUGUUCUUCCAAUAGCCCGCAAGAAAUUCCGCGCGAAGAAAGUGGGUCACUGGCUUUCAGUCUCACUUUAUCCCUUUUUUUCGGUUCCAGGGGCCCUCACCAAUACAGACCCUUUUUACAAUUACUUUCAGAUAGAGAUGUCUAAGAUUUAAUGAUUUAUAGCUGGGGCAUUGACGGCCGAGGGGUUUCAGACAGCAAAAUGGCGGGGAAAGUUUAGAAACAGAAACAUACGAUCAUAAUUAAGUACGCACAUUCGAGUUUUAUUUUUUUGUAAUUUGGCGGGAACAAGGACUGGAACUUUAUCUUGUGUAGAGGCGGGAGAGAAAUGGGAGCAGCAGGGCCUACAAAGGAAGCUGCCGCCUUGCUUCACCUCUUCAAAAUCCCCAUGGAACUCUAGGGUUUAGACCUACUCUGUAUCUUGGCGUUUCACAACAUCUGCAAGCCCCGAUUCUUGAAUCGUUCCAGCAAAUAUCAGUAGAGAAGACCUGCGAUCAUGGAACCAUUAGAUGCAAAGAUUUCAAUCCUCUUGGGUCCAGAUGCAGCCCCAUUUGAGGCUCUAAUUGAACAUUUGAUGAGUGCUGGAAAUGAAUCUCGUGGUCAAGCUGAGGAACUUUUCAAUGCUUGCAAGCAGUUGCAUCCUGAAACGCUGAUGCUAAAGUUAGUGCAUAUACUACAAUAUAGUUGCCAACCUAGUUUAAGAUCCAUGGCUGCUGUGCUGUUCCGUAAACAAAUUGGUUUGUGGUCAAAGCUUGACGAACGCUCUCGCCAUGUAGUGAAGGAGCAAAUGUUAAUCUGUUUGCAGAGGGAGGAAAUUAAAAGUGUGUCGAGGAAGCUAUGUGAUACUGUAGCUGAGCUAGCAACAAGCAUUUCGGAAGAAGAUGAAUGGCCUGAAUUGCUUUCCUUCCUCUUUCAAUGCGUAAAUUCUGAAGUUCUGCACCUAAAAGAGAUUGCACUUCUUGUUCUUGGACAGCUUGCACAGUACAUGAGCUCUCAGCUCUAUCGUCAUCUCUCAGUACUCCAUGGUAUUUUUCAACAAACUCUUUCACCAAGCAUGCCUGGUGACGUGCGACUGGCAGCACUUCGUGCAAUUGCUAGUUUUGUACAAUCACUAGAAUCUUCGCAAGACAGAGAAGUAUUCCAGGAUUUAUUGCCAGGAAUGAUGGAGACGUUGACUAGAGCUCUUGAGCUUCAAGAGGAGGCUAUUGCACAAGAGGCACUUGAAAUGCUUAUAGAAGUGGCGGGAACAGCACCACAGUUUCUUCGAAAGCAGCUACCAGAGGUUGUAAGCAGCAUGCUUCAGAUAGCUGAGGCUGAGAGUCUUGAAGAUGGGAUUCGCCAUUUGGCACUUGAGUUUUUAAUUACUCUUUCCGAGGCUAGAGAGCGUGCUCCUGGAAUGAUGAGAAAACUCCCCCAGUUUAUUGCAAAACUGUUUGCCAUAUUGGUUAAAUUGUUGCUUGAUAUAGAAGAUGCUGCUGCUUGGCAUACAGCAGAAAUUGAGAAUGAAGAUGCUGGGUGGACUAGUAAUUAUGAGGUAGGACUGGAGUGCUUGGACCGCCUUGCAAAUUCACUUGGUGGUAAUACUAUUGUGCCUGUAGCUUCAGAGUUACUACCUUCUUAUAUAUCUGACAAUGAUUGGAGGAAACGGCAUGCUGCACUAAUUACUCUUGCACAGAUUGCUGAAGGUUGUGAUAAGGCUAUGAGUAAAAACCUUGAGCCUAUAGUAAACAUGGUAUUGAAUUCAUUCAGAGAUCCUCAUCCCCGUGUCCGAUGGGCAUCCAUCAAUGCUCUAGGGCAGCUUGCUACUGACUUGAAUCCGGAUUUGCAAGAGCAGUUUCACCAACAAGUAAUUCUUGCCCUUGUAGGUGCUAUGGGUGAUAUUCAAAACCCUCGUGUUCAGGCACAUGCAGCAGCGGCAGUUUUAAAUUUCUGUGAAGGUUGUACACCUGAGAUUUUGACACCAUAUCUUGAUGGUAUUGUGGCCAAUUUGCUUGUCCUUCUUCAGAAUGGAAAACAUAUGGUACAGGAAGGGGCUUUGACUGCUUUGGCAUCAGUUGCAGAUUGUGCACAGUCUAGUUUCCAGGUGUACUAUGAUACUGUGAUGCCGUAUUUAAAAACCAUCCUGCUUAAUGCUACUGACAAGUCAAACCGAAUGCUGCGUGCCAAAUCAAUGGAAUGUAUAAGCCUUGUUGGCAUGGCAGUUGGUAAGGAGAAGUUCGGUCAGGAUGCUAAGCAGGUUAUGGAGGUGCUAAUGAAUCUCCAGAGGGCACCUAUGGAGGAUGAUGACCCAACAAUUAGUUACAUGCUUCAGGCAUGGGCUCGCCUUUGUAAGUGUCUUGGUCAGGAAUUCUUACCAUACAUGAGCAUUGUUAUGCCACCUCUUCUUAACUCAGCUCAAAUCAAACCAGAUGUCACCAUUACUGAUGCUGAUGAUCCUAUAGAUGAAAUUGAUUCUGAUGAUGACAGCAUGGAGACCAUCACUAUUGGGGACAAAAGAAUAGGCAUCCGAACAAGUGUAUUAGAAGAAAAGGCUACAGCAUGUAACAUGCUUUGCUGUUAUGCUGAUGAACUGAAGGAAGGAUUUUAUCCAUGGGUUGAUCAGGUUGUGCAGAUUCUUGUUCCACUAUUGAAGUUCUAUUUCCAUGAGGAAGUUCGGAAGGCUGCUAUUUCAGCUAUGCCAGAGCUGCUCCAAGCUGGAAAAUUGGCUGUGGAUAAAGGACAGGCACAGGGUCGUGAUGAGUCUUAUGUUAAGCAACUUUCAGAUUACAUUAUUUUGUCCCUCGUUGAAGCAUUAAAUAAGGAACCAGAGACAGAGAUCAUUGUGAAUAUGUUAUGCUCUUUAAAUGAAUGCAUUCAGAUAUCAGGCUUGCUUCUUGAGCCAGAAUGGAUUAAAAAAAUGGUUGAUCAGUUCAAGCAAGUCAUUACAGCUAGCACAAGCAGAAAAGGAGAGCGCACCAUAAGAUCAAAAUCUGAGGAUUUUGAUGCGGAGGAGAGGGAUCUGUUGCAAGAAGAAAAUUCAGAGGAGGAAGAGGUUUUCGAUCAAAUUGGGGAAUGCCUUGGAACACUCUUAAAACUGUUCAAGUCACUGAUCUUACCCUAUUUUGAUGAGCUUGUUUCUUUCAUCACCCCAAUGCUGGGAAAGGAUCGGACACCAGAAGAGAGACGAGUAGCAAUCUGCAUUUUUGAUAAUGUGGCAGCAGAGUGUGGUGUUGCUGCUACAAAGUACUAUGACACAUUUUUGCCAUUCCUUUUAGAAGCUUGCUCAGAUGAAGAUGCUGAUGUGCGGCAGGCGGCAGUAUAUGGAAUUGGAGUUUGUGCCAAACAUGGAGGUGCAAAAAUGAAACCGUUGGUUGAAGUAUCAUUAUCAAAGUUGAAUGAUGUGAUUAGUCAUCCAUCAGCUUUUCUCUCUGACAAUAGAAUAGCUACUGACAAUGCAAUCUCAGCCCUUGGCAAGAUAUGUGAAUAUCAGAGAGACUUUAUUGAUGCAUCACAGGUUGUUCCAGCCUGGUUGAGUUGUCUACCUAUUAAGAACGACAUAAUUGAAGCAAAAGUCUUACAUGAGCUUUUUUGCUCCAUGGUAGAGAGGUCUGAUCCUCAACUACUUGGCCCAGGCAACCAACAUUUGCCAAAGAUUAUUUCUGUGUUUGCUGAGAUUUUGUGUUCUGGUGCAGAUCUGGCAUCGGAAGAAACCAUUUCUAGAAUUGUACAGCUUGUAAGGCAGCUUCAGCAAACCAUGCCACCACCUGCUCUCACAUCAACAUGGUCUGCUUUACAGCCCCAGCAGCAAGCAGUGCUAAAUUCUAUUUUGUCCUCACAAUCUUGAUAAAUGUUCUUUUGGCUUGACAUGGUGCUGUAAUUGGUUUGUCGAGUUCUUUGUUGCCUGCCCAUUUAUUUGUUGUGUAAAAUAAUUUCCCGUUCCAGUAGGUUUCAUUUAUUUUGUGAUUAUAUCCAAAUAAUUGAUUGACAAGCAGCCUUGUCUUGCCAAUUGAUAAAGCUUCAGUCUCUAAAGGGUAUAUGUUUCAGUCAAAUGUAUGUAUUGUGUAGUCUUGGAGAGCUUUUGGCACUUGGGCUGAGGUUCAGUAGCGUGUUCAAUAAAGAUAGUUUCUAAUUUUGAA